Panicum hallii is the source of this 1733-nucleotide messenger RNA. RefSeq names its product protein root UVB sensitive 2, chloroplastic. Bases 202 to 1521 code for a protein of 439 amino acids. The transcript is spliced from 10 exons. NCBI's taxonomy places the organism in Eukaryota, Viridiplantae, Streptophyta, Magnoliopsida, Poales, Poaceae. Gene Ontology annotation, cellular component: chloroplast envelope. The record is from RefSeq and is a predicted model, not a curated record. Gene Ontology annotation, biological process: auxin polar transport; response to UV-B.
GGAAGGGAAACCCCGCCGUCUUUCUGAUUCUUCAACCUCAUCCCAUCCGCCGAGCUCGGCGGCGUCUCGCCUCGCCGGCUCACCGCGGACCGGACGGAGCGAGUAGAAGAGCAACCAGGCAUCAGCCGUAGAGUGGAGGAAUCAAGGAAACGCUUAAAGCGGCGGUGACUCCGAGCCUCCCGUGCCGCGCUCCGCUCCUAGAUGAACAUACUCGAGAGGAUACGUGGGGGUGGCGACAGGGCGGCUGCCACGGAGCGGCCCCCGCCGCAGCCGGAGUUCUGGGUGGAGAUUUCGGAGUCCGUCUCGCGGCUCUGCAGCUUCGACGCUGUCGGCAGUGGCGGGGGCAGAAUCUCUGUAAAAGUUAUACAGGAUUCUAGACCUAUACAUGACAAAGUUGUUGAUUCUUUCUUGAACAAAUUUUUUCCAUCAGGUUAUCCAUACAGUGUGAAUGAGGGUUACUUAACUUAUACCAAAUUCCGAGCACUUCAGCAUUUUUCUAGUGCUAUGCUGCAUGUGCUGUCAACACAGUCUUUGUUAUUUGCUGCAGGUUUGCGACCUACCCCUGCACAAGCAACUGCUGCAAGUUGGAUUCUGAAAGAUGGAAUGCAGCACGCAGGGAAACUCAUUUGUAGUAGCAUGGGGGCAAGAAUGGAUUCCGAACCAAAGAGUUGGAGGAUACUUGCUGAUGUUCUCUAUGAUUUCGGUACUGCCUUGGAAUUUGUUUCGCCAUUGUGCCCACAACUUUUCCUUGAAGUAGCAGGCUUGGGAAAUUUUGCGAAGGGAAUGGCUGUUGUUGCAGCAAGAGCGACAAGGCUUCCAAUUUAUUCUUCUUUUGCCAAAGAAGGCAACCUUAGUGAUCUAUUUGCUAAAGGGGAAGCCAUCUCAACACUUUUCAAUGUCAUGGGGAUAGGAGCUGGAAUUGGAUUGGCAUCUACUGUAUGUUCAACAACUCAAGGAAAGUUAAUUGUAGGCCCGUUGCUUUCUGCCGUACAUAUAUACGGAGUUGUACAAGAGAUGAGAGCAACUCCUGUAAACACACUCAACCCACAAAGAACAGCAAUGAUUGUGGCUGAUUUUGUCAAGAGUGGCAAGGUUUCUAGUCCAGCUGAGCUGAGAUACAGAGAAGAUCUCCUAUUUCCUAACCGACUAAUAGAAGAAGCUGGAAGUGUGAAAAUUGGGCAACCACUUCGCAGAGUCUUGAGUCCAUGGCUCGUUGAACAGUUGAGAGCAACUUUCCCAAACGAGAAGUUUUUACUCAACCAAAAAAGCAACAAGACAUACAUGGUUCUUGAGCAAAGUGCGAGUGGAGAGGAUGCAUUCAGGGGGUGGCUGGUCGCCGCAUUUGCUUCGGAGAUGGAGAGGUCAGGCAUGGGUUCGCGUGACGCAGUGCUGAACGUAGCCUAUGAGAAGAUGGAGAGGGUUUUCCCCACUUUUGUAUCAGAAGUUAGGAGUAGAGGAUGGUACACAGACCAGUUUCUGGAUGGUAAUGGUAGUCGAAUUGCUUUUGCAAAGUUUCAGUAGUUGUUAUAGUUGAUGUUUUUGGAGGAAGAUGCCAAACCAUGAACUCAUGGAGGUCACCGUAGUCUAACUCUUCAGAGUUAUGGAGAUAAACUGGGCAAGCUUCACAGAUUAGAUUGUUCUCGGAACAUAUUUUUUCUGUCCGUUGGCUCUUCAUGCCAUAUAUGUUGAGUGUAGUUUGGGAUCAUUGAGAUGAACGAGUUUUUUUGCCACAA